Molecule: messenger RNA, 1508 nt
Organism: Hippocampus comes (tiger tail seahorse)
Lineage: Eukaryota; Metazoa; Chordata; Actinopteri; Syngnathiformes; Syngnathidae
Gene: rilp
Product: Rab interacting lysosomal protein
Exons: 8
Coding region: 216-1508 (430 amino acids)
Biological process (GO): cilium assembly
Cellular component (GO): ciliary basal body; cytoplasm
Molecular function (GO): small GTPase binding; dynein light intermediate chain binding; protein dimerization activity
Source: RefSeq, a predicted model, not a curated record
AACAACGGGUUGACUUCAGCUAGCCAGUAUUAUCAUACAGUUUGGUACACAUAUCAGAUGUCCCAAUUCUUUCCUCCUUAAUAUUUACUUGAGCACACGAGCAGGUUGCAUUGAAGGCCACCCCUUUUUUUCUUUUAAACAAUUGAUUGCUCCAAUGAGCCACCUUUGGUUUAGUUGUCGCUGAGCAUGACAAACUGGAGCGUUCGACUUCAGACAUGGAGCUACCUGCGUCUCACUGCCAAGCAAACGGCAGCGGCUGUUUCGACAAGAACUGCUCGUCUCUCACGGUGGACGACGUCUACGAGAUUGCCAAAGUGAUCGGGGUCGAGCUGGAGAAGCUCAUCGACGGCUACGGCAAGGAGAGCGUGCUGGGCCUGGUGCCGAGGGUGGUGAAAGUGCUGGAGCUUCUGGAGAGCUUCACGGCCAGGAAUCACGCACACAAACACAGGGAAGAAGAGCUGCUGCGGACCUUCGAGAGCUUAAAGAUGCAGCAAAAGAAAUGGGCGGCCAAGGACAACGACGAAGUCAACGAAAAUCACGAAACCAGGGAGCAGCAACAGCAGCAGCAGAAGGAGCAAGAAUGGAGGAGCAAGUGUGAGGAACUGCAAGUUCAAAUCCAGCAGCUCCAGGAGGACAACGGGGAGCUCCAUAGCAGGCUAAAAGGCAACCAUGCGCAGGAUGAUCGCAUCCAGCGGCAGGAGCGAGAAGUGAUGCUGAAGCUGAAACAGGUGGUGGACAAGCAGAGAGAUGAGCUCAGGUCCAAAGUCCAAGAGAUCACCACCAUCUCCAAGGAGGUGGAGGCGCUCCAGGAGCAGUUGGAACGCUUCAUGAAAAUGAACGCGGAGCUGCGACAUAAGCAGAACGUGCUGCAGGCCCAGCUCAAGAGCACGGUGGAGAGAAAGGCCGACAUGGAGGCCGACCUGAAAGAGAAAGUCAAAGUGAUCGAAAAGCUGCAAGCACAGAUGGACAGAAACCACAGCAACAGUCACUCCAGUCCAAGUCAGGUGAAUAUGAAGACAGAGCCUUCAGAUGCCCAUAAGAAUCCUGACCAGCCUUGCUUCACCAAGAAGGAGGUGCGGGAUAUCAUUUUCGAGCGGAAUGAGCUCAAAACCAACCUCUUCCUGGUGCAAGAAGAGCUGAAUUACUAUCAAAGGGAGAUUCUGAGCGAGGAAAGGUGUCCCGGGUUCCUCUUGGAAGCCGUGCGAGCUGCCAUUCAUAAAAGAAGAAAAGUCAUCAAAGCCAAGAUGCUUGGAAUUCCUCCCCCUGAUAGCAGCAGUGACGAGGAAGAAGACAAAGGCCCUGUGACAGAAGUGGACGGCACUGAAAAGCCAGCGGAGUCACGCAUCCGAAACCUCUUUGGCUUCCUGACGUGGUCGGGCAGUGGCCGGGGCCCCACCCACAUGAGCAACUCCACGUCCAGCUGGGAGAUCACACCCCCACCGCCCCCCGCCACCACCGUCACCCACCACCUGCAACUAUUUGAUCCCACUGCUUGUUCUAAUAGAUGA